AGAAAACAAUACACUUCACUUUUUGAGGUGAAAAAAAAUAUAAAGGGGAAAUAUAGCCCCCCCCCCACCCCCCAACUAUAUGAAGACAAAAUAUGAGUAAAAUAAAACAUUGAAUCAAUAAAAUUGACAGUAGAAAAUUUGGGCUUAAAUUACUGGGGGGGGAAAAAAUGAUACACACAUAUAAAAUAUACCCCCCCCCCUCCAACAAAUAUCCGAAAAUAUCAGAAAAGAAUGCAGCAAGCCAAAAGACAAUCUAUGAAGCAUGGCUGGGUAUAUUUUUAGAUUUGAGAGUGAAUUUCGGGAUCUCCUGCUGCGAGGGAGGGCGGGCGCCGCUGAUGUGUCAGUCAAACGUUCGCUUGACACGUCUUGCAUUGGUGAACUUUUCCGAGUGUGUCAGCCGUGGGUGUGUUCAGUCCAGUAUGAUGAUGAUGAUGAUGAAGGUAUGAGGAUGCUUCCUCAUAAAAAGACGCCAGACGCCAGUGAGGAGCAACGUGAAGGACAGACGAAGCCAUGGCUCCCGCUCUCAAAAGACUGCUGCUGCACUCUGCGCUGCUGGUGACGCUGGUGGCGCUUCGAUGUCGCCCGGCGCUCCUCGCCGCCAUCUCUUGCCCAUACGCCUUCUCCAGACUCAAGCUGAUCACCCUCACGCUCAGCCUAGAAACGGAGCACCUGCUCGACGAAUAUAUGGCCUUUCAGGGGCUGAGUGGCGUGCCUUCCAAUGUCCCCGACUACACCGUGAGGGGCUCCAACUUCUCCGAGCAGCUUCAGGACAUCUACGCUCGCAACGUAUUGUUCAAACUGCAUAUCAAGAAGGUGACAGAAUACCAAAUUGAAGACUGGGGCAACCCGAUCAACGUGGCCGAGCCUCUGAACCAGGUCGCAUACAGCCUUUUCAGCCAAACCAAUAUGUUGGUGCUCUUGACCCAACGGCUCUACCCGGAGGUGGCGCUGACAACGGUAGAGCCUCCGCACCUGAGCCACAAUCACAGUUGGCCCAAAAAGUCCUACGGCUGGAACGUCAUCGUCGGCCUGAAAUACUGGCUCGCCGAGGUCAACAAGGUCCUGCAGGCGGCUCAGGAGCUGUGCGACAACCACGUCGACGAGGCUCCGGGUGGAUCAAGAACUCUUGGGGGCCAGGCCCCGAAAUCCAACUCCAGGAGGAAACUGUAUCAGAGCCGAUAACGUUUUUUCGCUGCUGAUUAUUGCGCUGUGCUUUACUGAAAACUUUCCGAGAGGAGAGUUCUGCUCUGCUCGUGGGACAAACAUUUUUUCACGCCAGAACUGAAACUAGGCACGAAUGGUUCUUCGGAGUUUUGUGGAAAAACUGCCCUUACAAUGUGGAGCUUUGACCAGAGUCCAUUUCCAGAAGGUGGCCAGAUACAAGAAGAGUUCUGCUCAGGUUGUGGGAAAAACUGGGAGCGUUUCAGGUGGCGCAAGAAUCCAAUGUUUACUUCUCUGGCCAGUUCGUGGGCAAGAAAUGAAAAGCUCCGAUCAAAGCUGCGGAUGGAUAAACCAAAACAAACCCAGAAGCUAACCGCUAGCUUCACCGUUGUCUGCUGACAGAUUUGAUACUUUUGAUAGAGGAUUUGAACUCAUUUUGCUGUCAACAAGUCUUCCUUGGUCCACGCCCCCCCCUACCCCCCCAAAGAGCGCACAGACAUGUGCCACGGUCCCAGAAUGCAGACCCAAAAGCUUCGUCGGGUCCCAAGCAAUCCGCCAUGCAUGUUGCACUUUCCUCUGAUGAGGUCACCGUUGUUCUUUAGUCACCGUUCAGUAUUAUGAUUAUUUAUAACUGGAAGUUUCUACUUAUGUUAUUGCUGUAUUUAUUGUUUUAAAUUAAAGUGCAAAGUUUAUAAAUAAAGUUUUUUUUCAG
Hippocampus zosterae (dwarf seahorse) is the source of this 1873-nucleotide messenger RNA. RefSeq lists its product as uncharacterized. The coding region runs from base 511 to 1182 and encodes 223 amino acids. The transcript has 3 exons. The record is from RefSeq and is a predicted model, not a curated record. NCBI's taxonomy places the organism in Eukaryota, Metazoa, Chordata, Actinopteri, Syngnathiformes, Syngnathidae.